Aspergillus neoniger CBS 115656 is the source of this 316-nucleotide messenger RNA. RefSeq lists its product as uncharacterized. Bases 18 to 281 code for a protein of 87 amino acids. The record is from RefSeq and is a predicted model, not a curated record. NCBI's taxonomy places the organism in Eukaryota, Fungi, Ascomycota, Eurotiomycetes, Eurotiales, Aspergillaceae. The transcript has 4 exons.
GUAUCCCUUGCGCCGAAAUGACUAAAGGCCUGACCUUCGAUAUCCGCUACGACAACGAGCUCGCUCACGAAUACUACGGGGAUGGAGACAAGCUUACUAAACAGCUCCAGAAUGUCUAUAAGGACAAAAACCUGGAGUUCCCCCAGUAUUUCGAUUCCACACUGACCACCCCACCAAUCCACUUCAUGACGGUCGAGGCGCCUGACGAUGUAGAUGUGGACGGACUGAGGAGUGUGCAUGUCCCUCCAGGCUUGAGUGUCGAGAUUCUAGACUUCGAUUAAAUUUUCUAGUAAAUAGUUGGGAGGACAAAUAAAAU